AUGGUCAUGGCACAAGAGGCAUGGGAUGCUGUCAAGCCAUCCACCAUUCAGCAUUGCUGGAAUCACACAGGAAUCCAAGCCAACUCUAUGGCACAUUCGUCUCACCCUGCUCAUGCAGACCCAGGUGCAUGGAAAAUCAUACACCAGUUUGCAGAUAUUGAUACUAUGACCUUGCCUCAAGCCGAAGCUUGCUUGAAAGAACACCUUGGCAAUCAUUAUGUCGAGGAGGACUGGAUGGAUGCCCUGAAAACUGCUAUGGUUGUGAAGGGUGACAAUGUCAAAGUGGCUAAGGCUGUCAAGAAACUUGCAUCAGUGGCAUGUCAAAGAACUGGGCUGGUUGUCAAAAUUCAGCCUCUCACCAAGGCACCUCAGCUCCAAACUCUCGAACAUGAAUUGAUGAAGUCCAUAGAGGAGCUUACAAUACGGAGAUGGAUCAUUGGCACACCACUGACUGUUGACGAGAUUCUCGACCCUCAAGAAGAGAAGAACAUUGGACAAGUAACUGCUUAUGAAGAUGAUGAUGCAAUCAUUGCAGAAAUUCAGCGCUGGCAAGCAAUUAGGAGCGGGGAGCUGGUUGAAGUGGAAUCAGAUGAUGAAGAUGAGGAUGAUCAACCCAAGGUCUGUGCUACUGAACUGAUUCUGCUGUGCAAAAAGCUUGAGGCUGCAUGUAUUGCGCAAGUUGGUGCUGAUUCUUCACUUGACCUUGUUCACAAACUUCGGGCAUUUCAAGCAACACUACAGCGCAAGGAGUUGCAGAAUGCAAAGCAGGUUACAUUGGACAAAUUCUGGAAUACCAAGUAA
Molecule: messenger RNA, 801 nt
Organism: Suillus discolor
Lineage: Eukaryota; Fungi; Basidiomycota; Agaricomycetes; Boletales; Suillaceae
Exons: 1
Coding region: 1-801 (266 amino acids)
Source: RefSeq, a predicted model, not a curated record